Carica papaya (papaya) is the source of this 3403-nucleotide messenger RNA. The record is from RefSeq and is a predicted model, not a curated record. NCBI's taxonomy places the organism in Eukaryota, Viridiplantae, Streptophyta, Magnoliopsida, Brassicales, Caricaceae.
UGUCUCUCUCUUUCUCUCUCUCUCUCUCUCAGAGUGUGGAAGCGCAAAGAAAAGGAGAAAGAUACGAAAAGGUACGUUUGAUCUGAACAGAGGCUCAUUUCGUUUGUUCUUCACCGUCUUCACUUUAUCUGUCUGCGUCUUCCGUACAGUCUGCAGAAAAUCUAAACAUGGAUGGUUCCACAAAAUUCGUAUGUUAAAGGAAAAGGGAAGAAACAGUGAAGUCACGUAACGCUUAAAAAAAAAAAAAAAAAAAAACAAACCGGCGAGGGGGAACACCUAGAAAAUUGAAAGAGAGGGAAAACAGAAUUAAAACCUAGAUCUCCCUGCGUUACCGUCCUCGUCUCUUCGUUUUUUGCUUAUUCUAUCGUCUCCAGAUCUCUUUUCUUGGCAGGAACUCUUCAGUCUUGGUCUCCCUCCGUAGUUUUAUCUGUACGCGUAGCUUUAUAUGCUAGCCAUCUUAUGUGUUUGGAUUACAGGCCUCAAGGGUGUGUUCCGUUUGCGCAUGGAAGGAGAACAUUCUUGUGAUUUGGAAGGCCCGUGACCCAUAAAAAUGGAGGGUUGAGGUUGAUUGUUAAGAUCAGCGACGGUGCACUAACCGGGGUAUCUUUGUUUUUAUUUUGUUUAGUCAUCUGGCUUCACUUUGCGGGGGCGGUGUUUCGUUGUAAUGGGAGGUCCUGAUGAGCCCAGCACCAAGAGCAUUGAUGCAUCAGUAGGAGGGUUGGUCUGGGUACGGCGUCGAAACGGGUCGUGGUGGCCCGGUCGGAUUAUGGGUCUCAACGAGGUAUCUGAGAGUUGCUUGGUUUCACCAAGAUCUGGUACGCCUGUGAAACUUCUUGGUCGUGACGAUGCCAGCGUGGAUUGGUAUAAUCUUGAAAAAUCUAAGAGGGUAAAGGCAUUCCGUUGUGGGGAAUAUGAUGAUUGCAUUGAGAAAGCAAAGGCUUCUGCAGCUAAUUCUAGUAAGAAAGCAGUGAAAUAUGCUCGAAGGGAAGAUGCCAUUCUCCAUGCUCUUGAGAUUGAGAGUGCUCGCCUAGGCAAGGAUCAUCCAGACUUCUUCUCUAGAAGAAGAGAGAAUUCAUGUGAUGGGCAUGGUAGUUCACCUGGAGAGUCACCUACAAUGUCCAAUUAUAGCAAAGAAAAUGAGGACAUGACUGAUGAUACGAGUGACUCCGAAAAUGAGUCUGGUUCUGCACCAGAGUUAUCCCAAUCUGUUAUAUCUUUUGAAGAACCUAAUAAUGGUGCUGCUUCGAAGGUGCAACCCAUGCAGGGAAAGAGAAGAAGAACCCCAAACGAUUCAGAAGAUGAUGGAACAGAAGGAAUCAAGCGAAUGAGAGGUCUUGAGGAUCUAGGCAUUGGUAUAGUGUCAAAAGCAAAGGUCCAGGCUGUUGGAGUACCCGAGCCGGUUCAACAUGACAAUACUCCGCUCUGUGGUUCGAACACAGGUAAUUGCUUUCCUAAUGGAAAUCCUGUAAAUGGUAACAAAUGUUCUUCCUCAUCACUGAAAAGGAAGAGAACUCAAGUGGCAAAUGUUCAUGAGUUCUUGAAGAGGAAGAAUCGUCGCCGACCACUAACAAAGGUUUUGGAGAGUACAGCAAUGGUUUCUGUUCCAGUUGUUUGUGAUCAAUUUGCUAGUUCAAAUGAUUCACCUCUUCCAGGGUUAUCUGACAGCAAGGUUUCAGGGAUAGACUCUAAUGAGUCAAAGAAACGGUUUCCUGCGGUAAUUAACAAUAAUUCAGACAGCACUGGAGUUUCAUGUGAGAAUGGCAUCUCCUUAAAUGCACCUGAAAAUGUUGCUGAUGCUUCUCAAAUCAGUAACAAGGUCAAGGAGAAUGAAAUUUCCAGCAUAUCAGGGUUAGCUGAGAAUGAUUCUUCUGACCGGUUAUUUGACGUGCCAUUUGUUGGGGAAGACAAACACUCUGCAGGUCUUUCUUCUGCAUUCGUGUCGUCUUCAUCUGGGAAGCCACAAGUUGAUUUAUGGGGAAGGCAGUCUAGUCAGAGCGGUCAGGCUGAAGCUAUCUCAUUGAAAAAUGAGGGACUUCAUGAAUCUGGUUCUACCAGUUCAGCUGCUGUUGAUGUCGAUAAUAGUAGCGAGAGGAUUGAGAAAGAUACUUCAAAGUGGCAGUUAAAAAGAAAGAGGAAUUCGAGAAAGAGGAGAAGAAGUAGAAAAGAAGAGUUACGAAAACAUGUGGACAUGGAUGACAAACCCAAUGAUUUUUUGACAGGAAUAGAGCAAAUGGAUGGAUUUCCUCACAGUUUGAAGAAAGUUGAUUGCAAUGGUGUUGGGUCGUCCUUGGCUUCAUAUGGUUGCGCCUUACAAGCAAAAUCCAAACCAGUUGCUGAAGACCCCAUGGAUAGGUUGGAGGGCUUGAAGAAAUCAGUUUGUCACAAGGAAAAUCAUACAAAAGGUCCAAAAGUCGAGGCAAAGUUGUUGCCUGACGGUUCUCUGACCACUCAAAGGUUACUUCCUUAUCGUCAGUCACGCUUUACUGUUCAUCCCAGAUACCAAAUGUCGGAUUUUCCUAAAAGAAACUCUUCACUCUAUGAUGUUAAACUUGAGGUGAAAGCGAGUUACCGGCCUCCUCAUGUUCCAUUAGUUUCCCUGAUGAGUAAAUUGGAUGGUAAAGCUAUUAUUGGUCACCCCCUCACUGUUGAGGUUUUGGACAGUGGCUGUUGUGAUCUCAUGAUCAGUAGCAAAGAAUGCAAAGGCGCCAAUGUGCCCACAGAAGCUGCGGGAGUGACUCUCUCUGUUAAGCGAAAUUCAGAAGCUGGAAGAGUUCCUACAAAGCACAUGAAGUUGCAUUCACGAUUUCCAUCAAAAAAAUCAUCAAAAACUAGGAAAUCCACAUCCUUGUCUAAAAAGAUCCGUAAGCUAUCCUCACUGACUGGUCAGAAACUAAGUGAAGGACAGAAAUUGGAAGUUGAAAAGCCUAAAGAGCCUGUGGUGGCCUGUAUACCGCUGAAGUUAGUUUUCAGUAGGAUAAAUGAAGCUGUGAAUGGUUCGGCAAGACCAGCAAACCGAUCUUUGCCAUCAACCAACUUGUGAACGUGGUUGAUGGUGGAGACUUUUAGCAGGUGGCUUUGUACCCAUGAAUUUGGCUGGUGUCUGUGCAAUUUUGAUAUUCUGUUUCUCGAAGCAUGCCCUGGUUGGCAGUGCUUCUGAAUCCUGGCUGAAGGGCAAGUCUCUUUCUACCAUUCAAUGCCAUCUUGAUGUUUGUAGGAACUUAUUGAGGUGUGAAGGAUAAUGGGAUGCAUAGGCUUUUUGUAUAUAAAUGUAACAUUAGUUGAGGUGUAAAAAUGAUCUGGUAGCAGAUGCUUAUGACCAGGUGGUAGGUUUAUUAAACCGAUGAAUGGAGGUUGAGUAACUUAUUUUUCCAGUUUAGUUGGUUGGGGCAAGCUAUUUUUCUCA